Molecule: messenger RNA, 4338 nt
Organism: Alosa alosa (allis shad)
Lineage: Eukaryota; Metazoa; Chordata; Actinopteri; Clupeiformes; Clupeidae
Gene: pou4f1
Product: POU class 4 homeobox 1
Exons: 2
Coding region: 1847-2941 (364 amino acids)
Biological process (GO): regulation of transcription by RNA polymerase II
Molecular function (GO): RNA polymerase II cis-regulatory region sequence-specific DNA binding; DNA-binding transcription factor activity, RNA polymerase II-specific
Source: RefSeq, a predicted model, not a curated record
UAACAAAAAAGAUAAUACUUCUCAUUAAUUAUCUGUAUUCUCUGUGUUUCCUGAAUCUUAAUUUUCUUAACGCGUUCUUAAACCUGUUUUUACACUUUCAGGGCCUCUAAAAUACAAACGCCUGAACGUAAGAUGUUGACAAUCCACAAGAAUAGUGGCAAACUUUUUGAGACUUUAAAUUAUGCUGUUAGAGUUGCAACAUCGCAGCAGUUUUUAAUAAUUGUACUUCCAAUAACGCUGUAAAACAGUGACUUUUAAUAGCAUAUAGCUGCAGAAAGACACAAGUCUUAAUAUCUCUUCUACUCUUGCAUCAUACCUACACUCAAUGAGUACUCGCACACCGGUCUGACAAUAAUCACCACCUGGCACGCGCAUCUUUAUGGUGGCGCCAACUUCUCGACUGAUACAAAUUGGCCUUUUAUGCACCCAUCAUUAAAGCGUGAUCAUCGCCAGAUGAGAACUAAACAAAUUGAUUUAAUAUCCACCGUAACCUUGUACACAGUCUUUAAAGAAAUUAAUACAUCCAAAUGAAUUAACGCUUCAUUUGUUCAAACGCACCACGGUUAGCCAAUUAAAAAUUCAUGCAGUGAUUAGAGGUUUGUGAAAUAUACAUGAUAUCGUUAAAUUUGCAUACUAAAUCAAGGCAUUGUGCCGUGUUGCACAACAACCUCUGUGAGGAAGGUCUUUGCGGUGUCUUGCCUUUACAUCAAUGUCAAUAUUUUCUCUAGAGCAUUGGCGAUAACAUGACGAGUUUUUGAAGCCAGCUUUGGGCAUGGAUAAGAACACGAUUUCUUGUGGGCAGCCCCUAAUUGCCGGACUGGCCCGCGGGCAAACGGCAUUUUACAUAUGAGAGAUCAGGAGCGUUUGAAGUCAUUUCCAGUUUAUAGCUAACUCGACUACUAGUCUGCGGCUUGAAUGUCAUGACAGGCUUGCACAUUAUGCAAACGACUUCUGUAGUCUUCGGUGUCUCUGGCUAUUUUGGAGAGCUGGACGCUGGAAACCUGAACAAUGUAAGGCAAUUGGCCAUUUGCAAAAUACUGUGGUGUAAAAUAUGUUGUUCUAGCCUGAAAUAUGUGAAUUGGGUACAGAAUAUCUCGUUUUCACUUUGCACUGUAUAACGAGAAGCUUAGGCCUAUUUAAUAAUAAAAAUAAAAAUUAAUAAUAAAAAACGAAAAAGAAAAAAAUAAUGGACGAAUUGUGUCAUGGCACUUAUGAGUCAAAAGUCAAAACCUUUCAACUUAAAAAACUACAAAAAAAAAAACUGAAAUGUCAUUUAGAAUUACCGGUGCACGUGGUUCAUGGCUUUGAUGUAUUUUAUUUAAACGCAUUCUAGAGUAUACGCAUGCGUGGUUCAUCCACAGGUGUAGACUAGAGCCCUUUGCUGCGCUCAUAUUCGUGCUCGUCCGGCCGGAGGGGAGAAGGGGGUAGGACAGGAGAUGAGACCAGAACUGGGAGAUAGGGGGAGAAGGAGAGGCGAGAGUCACUUGUGCUCGAAACAGGCCCGUUAUCUGUCAGGCUGCACCGUUCCAUGUCUCGCGAGAGAAGGCGCGCUCGCUUGACGAGAUCUGAGGGGCUCAGGUGUUAGAGCACUUCUCAUCCCUCGCGCUGCCGAGCGGCAGACAGACACGCGCGACCAAGAGACUGCAGGCAUCUCCGCUGCAUCUCGUGGGCUCGAAGCUGCGCAUCAUUACCGCCGGACACACACUCACACACACAUACCCACACACCGAAAGGGGAUUUGUUUAUUGGAGUUGUUUUUUUGACAGUUCCUUUGCUGUUGUUGUUUUCUCCCCUCGACUCUCGGGCACUUUAUCUAUUUGGUUUUGAAGAGGAGAAGCUCGCAAACAUGAUGUCCAUGAACAGUAAACAGGCACAUUUCGCCAUGCAUCCGUCCUUACCGGAGCACAAGUACACGACUCUGCAUUCCAGCUCAGAAGCCAUCCGAAGAGCCUGUCUGCAAACUCCACAGCUGCAGAACAACAUAUUCGCAAGUCUGGAUGAAACUCUGUUGGCCCGUGCCGAAGCUCUGGCGGCCGUGGACAUCGCGGUGUCUCAGGGCAAGACUCACCCAUUCAAGCCGGACGCGACCUACCACACCAUGAACAGCGUGCCAUGCUCCUCUACCUCCACUGUGCCACUGGCCCAUCACCAUCAUCACCACCACCACCAUCCCCACCAGAACCUGGAACCUCCGGACCUCAUGGACCAUAUCAACUCCCAGUCGCUUAGCCUCAUGACCAGCGCGCACGACGGGGCCGGAGGUGGCGGUGGUGGGGGCGGCGGGGGUCUGAUCUCCACCUCGGCUCACCCACACUCGCACAUGCACGGCUUGAGCCACCUCUCUCAUCAGGCUGCUAUGAACAUGAAUUCGCCCCUGACACAUCACGGGCUCUUGCCCGGACACCAUGGUGGUGGUCAGGGCGCACCGGGACUCAACAAUGGACUGCCCUCAAUCACUGACUCGGACACAGACCCAAGGGAGCUAGAGGCUUUUGCGGAGCGUUUCAAACAGAGACGAAUCAAGCUCGGGGUUACCCAGGCGGACGUUGGCGGUGCCCUAGCUAACCUGAAAAUUCCCGGUGUGGGCUCGCUAAGCCAAAGUACCAUUUGUCGAUUCGAAUCGUUAACUCUGUCGCAUAACAAUAUGAUCGCACUCAAACCCAUUCUACAGGCAUGGCUGGAAGAGGCCGAGGGUGCCCAGAGAGAGAAAAUGAACAAACCCGACCUUUUUAAUGGAAGCGAGAAGAAGCGAAAGAGAACGUCAAUAGCAGCACCAGAGAAACGUUCUUUGGAGGCUUACUUUGCCGUGCAACCCCGGCCGUCCUCUGAGAAGAUAGCGGCGAUAGCAGAAAAAUUGGACCUGAAAAAGAACGUUGUGCGAGUAUGGUUUUGCAACCAAAGACAAAAACAAAAGCGGUUGAAGUUUUCGGCAGCCCACUGAUGGAUGAACACGUGUUGUUUGGACUGCAUUUGGGGACCAAGGAACAUACACACAAACAUCGUUUUCAGUCUGCUUUUGACGCGGAAGAAUUUCAAAGCGGUGUGGCUACAGACAAAUGAUUCUUACUCGGUUUUGUGAAGUUUGAUAAUCCCACCGAUUUAUUUUCACGAAACUGGUGAAUGUGAAGUAUGCAAAUAACAGGUAAUCCAGACCAACUAAUUUCACAGUUGCUCUGGCGAUACACAUACAGUCCUAGUGAUCUCUGCCUUUUGGAGAAAAAAAAAACAUUGCGAUACGAAAUGAAGUUAAGCUUUACUUUUAUCGAGUUACUUUUUUCCAGUAACGCAUAUUUUAAAUGAUCAAAACAGCCAUGGAAGGAUUACCUCAUUGUUUAGCGCUAUAUGUUGUUUUACUAAUUUAUGUAUUUAUUUAUUUAUUUAUUUAUUUACUGAAAUAUGUAUGUAUUUAUUUAUCUGUUUGUAAAAGCGUUCAGAUGCUACUGAGUUUGGAUAUGCCCGAAAGCAGGCUCCAUAUUAUCAGUCUUAACCAAUUAUCAACGAGUUCUCUCAUUUGGUGUUCCAAAGGUCUGUCUCACUAGAGAAUAACAAAUAAAAAGGCACGGCAGAAGAGAUAGAAUAUAAGUCCCUUUCCUACUCUGAGGGCAAACUGAGGUUGGCCAUCACCACCCGUGUUUAUUUUGAAUUUGCACUGAAAUUUACUGUUUAGAUUGGUUAGAUUAUAUUCGAUUCUUUGUGUAUAUACAAAUGAUAACACUUGCUCACAGAACUAUAAGAGGAGUCCAAAUUUUCUUUUCAUCCAAAACAGAUGUUUCAAUAUUUUGUUGUCAUAGGUAUUUGUUGCCCAACGAAAAUGUCCAGUGAUGGACUUAUUUAACACUCGCAUGACUCAGACAGUAUACUUUAUACAUUCAGACGAAAAUGUAUUCUGAAAGAUCAAAAAAGAGAAUCUUUAUUUCUUUUGUAUAUUUUGGUUUGCAGUGCAAACAUUCUAUGCAUUUACAAAAAAAGAAGCACUACAUAGAGUAUCUACUGGUAGGCCUUUGUGGUUGGUGUAAAAUCACUGUUAAAUGCCUGUUUUCACACAUUGACACCACGUUGUUUGUCGUGUUAAUUGUUAAAAGAAAAAAAAAAAGACUUAAGAAAAAAACUUUGUGUAAGUAAUAAUUUAUUUUGUGCACACGUAUGUUUACAAAUGAGGCCACAUGUGUGUCACACUUUCAUACCUGUGCACCCAUCCGUCCGUGGAGCUGUCUCCUCUGUUGUCCUCUCUUUCAGUUUUACAUGCACUCACUCCAACUUCUGUCCAUCAUUCUGUAAGCCAAAUCCAAGCAGAGGGGUCCGAGUUCCUAGCGAUCUUCUAAAUAAAUGAACGAAAAA